CACAUCCGUCAUACAGUCCUUUCUCAUGGAUUGAGGCCCAUGUAGACCCUAGAGGUAGACCAUUUGGGCCAGAAGAUCCAGGGUUCCAAGUUCCCAGAGCACAGUCUAGAAUUGGGGGCCCAGGUUCCAGGUGGGCACUUCUUAGAUGCCCCUGGAGGGCAUCCAAGUGCUCAUCCCACAGGGAGGGAUACAAACAGAGGGGGUCAGAGUGGGACCCUCUGACUGGGUUCAAGGCAAUAUCGGUAUUCAGUACUGGCCUUGAAAACAGCCUCUGUUAGGAAGUUGAAGGCCUCAGAAGAGUUGGGGCUGAAGAAAGAGGCCAUCUACUGUGAAGAUGCAGUGUAACCUACAUUUUUUCACUUCUAAUCUAGUUCUUUUUCCACUCAAUCCACAAAACAUAUACUGUGGUAGGGUCUCUAUGACCUCUCUUCAGUUCAUCUGACUAUGACUAUAUCUGGUUCUUGGGUAAAGUAGAACAUAGAUUUAAGGAAAGAAAGAAACUAAUUCACUGUUGUGUCUCUACUAUGUGUUGAUGUGCUUAACUAGAAGAGUGAACAUUUGAAAGUUUAUGUAAGAUUUGGAUAAUGGGUCUUAAUCUAUGUAAAAUGCUGUGGGAAGUUUAAACACAUUAAUUUACAGAAAGAGAUGUGCUCCUGGGAAGAGUGGAAAGUUCAUAGAAUUUUUCUAAAUAUAAUCUUGUUUAACUGGACUUUGGGAGUGCUCAAUAUUGAAAAUAAGUGAGAUAAAGGGAGAACAUUCUUCAUAAACAAAUCAUCCUUCUAAUUAGCCUAUUCUGAUGAUUUGAUUUUAAUUGUAAUAUUUAAAGAGAAUCUAUGCUUGUAUUGCUGUGUUAACAUUUGUACAUCAAGCUGGGUUGUGUCUGAAGGGGCUAUGAAGGGCUUAUGGUCCAGCAUAUUAGUAAGAAUAAAAAACAUCAGACUUCAAACUUACUUAGUAAUAUGAGUGUUAGAAAAGACAGAGAGGCCAAAAUCAUAUCUCCUUUUCCUGCAUACUUCUCUUCCAGUUACGCCCUACCCAAUCUGUCCUACCCAUUCCACCCUCUCCCAGGACGCAGGCUUGUGUCCGCAGAACCGGUGGUUUCCUGGCUCCACUACAGGGAGAUAGCUGCAGGUGGUUCCUACCAAGUCAGCCUGGGAGGUGCAAGGUGGACAAGGUUUCUGAGACUGGGGAGGAGAGAAAAGAGCAGUGUCUCCAGCCCUCCAAAUCAGAGGGCUAUUUGCUUCUGCUUCUGCUGUCACUGCUCAGUGCCCAAUGGCCUGGGCUGUGCAGUCAAGGAUGUAGGGAGAGAGGACCUAGAGUGUCACCAGCCCAAGGGCUGAGGUGUAGAGGACCCUAGAGAUACCUCUAAGGAGGCAGUCUUGAAAGGGAUAUCCUUAGGUGGGUAGACACCAAGUGGGAGGCAAGAUGGGGUUCCCCAUUCUUGGGGGCUUUUGUUCACUGAAUGGGGAGUCCCCUUGCCCUUCCUCCUCCCUUUUAGGUUUCCUGAAAGCCCAUUGACACUCUCCGACAACUACAUUUAGCUUCCAGAGAAUACUGCCCUUUGAGUACAAUCUCCAACUCUGUCAGUGGGCAAAUGCCAGUGGGGGAGCUGAGUCACAGGCACAUGAUACAGGGUUAGGAGGUGAUGGGGACCAAGCUCCACUGGAGGAUGAUAUAUUCUUCCAGACCCCCUGUAUCUUUCCUUCUACACUUGCGGUUUUACCCUCAUUGCUUUCCCCCACUUACUCCAUAUCUUCAGGGAUUGUGUAUUUCUGUGUCAGAAGAAGGAUGUUUGUAAACCUACCUAUCAGGGAUUGGUGAUUUUGUGUGUCCAAGCCAAGUAUCUUUUAUAUGGGUAUCUAAUGAGUCCCUGGGUGUGGUGGUAUGAAGAGUUAGAAAGCUCAGAAAUGGAAAAUAAAUUUAACGGUUCAGAGUAGCAAAUGAAUACAGCUUGCCCAUUUGCAUUUUCCCUUUCAUUCUGACUCAUCUUCCCCUCUCCCCACCCUAUUAUUGCCCCUCGACCAGCCCCACCCACUGACACACCCUGUCUAACCUAGGAAGGGUUAACAUCUGCCUGUACCCAAGCUAGGAAAAUCAUGUUGGGUCUGGAGGCAGACAGUAGAAGGCUGGUCUGAACCAAAUUUUGGGGUCCUGGAACCAAAUAAAGAAACAAGAGUUUUGAGACAUAUUUGAGUCUAGAAGGGGACCAGAUCUACAGGAGAAACCGAGGGGGAACUAGACUGUGUCCUGUCACCAGAGCAGUGACCAGGACUUGACUUGUUUAUCUUCCAGUGAUUUAUUUGGACAGAUAUGUUCUGCCAGGCACAUAUCGUAAGUAUGCCGGUUGAAUGAACAAUUUGCACAGGAUUGAGAUAUUUGGAAUAAUAAGAAACAGAAGAAGAAAUUUGAGCCUCUCAGACCUCAUCCUUUCCUCAGGUUAAAGAGUGCUACAGUGUGAAAAGAGGGGAAAUCUCUUGAGGACCUUGACCCCUUGGGCAGGAAGUGAAAGAAACCCCAGAGUCCUGAUUUCAGAGAAAUGUCAUUUGUCAUCAACCCAAGAAAAGGAGUUUUUCUCUUCGAAGACCACCACAGGCCCUUCCUGGGGUGGCCCCCUUCAGAGCUUGAGGGGAGGAUCUGAGUCACCCACACACCCAGUCCCCAGUGGUGGCCCAGAUGACAGGGGUCAUUCCUACACAGCAAUUAAGACUUCCUCAUACCAAGUCCGGAAAAGGGAGGAGGCGGUGGCAUGCUUUUAGUCCUCCCCCACUCUCCUUGGAAUCCAGAUGUUUCAGUCCGUUUUGCUUCUGAGGUAGUAGAAAUGGCUUCCAGAUGCUGGAGCUCUACUGACACCGCUCAGAAACAUAAUUAAUCCUAUCUGAAUGAUGCUCUGUCCUGCCAGACCAUUUUCCCAUUCAUCAUGUCCUCUUAUCUACACCCUCGCUUCCAAAUGAAGUAAGCGAAGGUUAGCCCUAUUUCAUAGAUGAGGUAACUGAGGCUCAGAGAGGCAACUUGCCCAGGGGUGACUCAACUAGUAAAUGGCAGAGAUAUGACUCAAAUGCAGGUCUGAUUAUUCCAAAGUUCUUGUCGCCUCAGACACACUCUUUGACUCUAGAAAUUCGCAAAUUUAAUAAGGAGACAGGUUGGGAGGCAGAAUGUCUUAGUUCUGGAAGUAGAAGGGGUGAUCUCUCCUGUGAAGCACAGCCAGGGGUAUAAAACCACACCCCCUUGGGGAACUCUGGCAGACUGGGACACCCAGUGGAAGACUGUGAGGUCAGGGGCGGGGCUAGCUCCAGGGGGGGCCCAGGAGCCCCAACAGCAGUUCAGAGCAUGUGGUGUCCAGGAGGAAGCUACAACUGGUGAGUGGUUGCUUCUCCCCAAUAGAGACUUUCCUCCCCUUUCUGUCCACUUCCUGCCAACCUGUGGCCCUCUCCCUGAGAUGGCCAGGCAGCACCCUCCCUCCCACAGGGCUCCUUACACCAAGGAAUAUAUGCCUGCUGGGAGCUGAGACAUUUAGGUCUGCCUCUUAGUUUCUAGGUUCCCAGUUCUCUUCCUAAAAGCCCAUGUGGUGGUUUGGAUGGGCGAUAAAAUUCUGCCUUGUUGGGCUCUAUCUUUCUGUUCUUUGCUUUUGGCCUACGAAAAACAAAAUUAAACCACCUCUUUAUUCUAAUAUUGAGAGGAAAUAGCUUCCCCCUCUACAGUUCCCGUUUUCUUUUCUCCUGCCUCCUCAGGGGUCAAAGUCUUCUCCAAAAGCCCUCUCUAUCCAUGGGCUGGGAACCUUCUCUCCUGUGGCUUCUCACUUGCUCUCUUAAAUCACUGAAUGGGAGUCUCUGGUCUCUUCCAGUUCCUUCUCAAAGGAUGCGUUCUAGAAAUUUCAGCCCCAGGGAAAGAAUCGAUUGCUGCUUUAGAGGCUGCCCUCCUGCAGCUAGGACCCAUCUUGCUGCCCUUUCUGCAUCCCAGGACCCUCAGCUCAAUGUGAGGGGCUUGUGGGCAGAGGAUACUAGCUUUCUAAACUCUCCCACAAAGCCGUAUCUUGCUCUAUUGAGGAAAGCCUGGCCUGUCCAGAGGUCUUUCCCUGCAGAGAGGCUUGGAAAAGCAGAAAUAUCAAUGUUUGCUAUCUUUCAAGUCAGACUGCCAACUGGCAGGACCCAUCUAUACUAGUCUUAAGUCCACUACUUGAUAUAGUUGUUACCUGCCUGGUCCUUUUUCUGAAUUUGCUCUAAUUUCCAUUCUCCUGCCACCCCACCCCCCAGCCCCAUUAUGAUUCUGGUUAAGUUCAGGUCCUCUCUUGGGUUAGUUUAUUUGUUCCAUUCAGGACAAAGAGCUAUGACCCAAACCCAGCAACUCACUCUUUCUUCCCUCACCUCCACAGGCUUGAGAAUAUGCUGUUCCUCCCUCCCCUUUCUACCAUGGACCCCACACUGUGGCCCCUUUCUCAGAACCUCUGAGACUGGUACCAGGCAAGGCACAAUGCCACUGUCCCCGACAAGACUGCCUAGCCCCUACGGCUCUGACCGGCUGGUACGGCUAGCAGCCAGGCUCCGGCCAGCACUCUGUGAUACCCUGAUCACUGUGGGGAGUCAGGAGUUCCCUGCCCACAGCCUGGUGCUGGCAGGUGUGAGCCAGCAGAUGGGCCGCAGAGGCCGCUGGACUCUGGGGAAAGGCAUCAGCCCUUCCACCUUUGCCCAGCUUCUGUACUUUGUUUAUGGGGAAAGCAUAGAGCUGCAGCCUGGGGAGCUGGGGCCCCUUGAGGAGGCAGCCAGGGCCCUGGGGGUGCAGUCCCUGGAAGAGGCAUGCAGGAGGGCUCGAAGGCACAGGGCUAGAGAAGAACUGGGUCCAGGACUGAAAGAACAUCAGGAGGAGCCAGAGAAACCCAUAAGGGAUUCUGAGAGAGGCCUCGGGGACCUUGGAGAGAACCAGAGGCCAGAGAAGUCUGUUAGAGCUGGUAGGAGAGAACGGGAGGCAGUGCAUGGGCACAAGCCACCAGGAGAGAACCCUGAGAUGGCAGAGGCAAUGCGGGAGGAUCAGGGGGAGCAGACGAGAUCAAGGGAGAAACUCAACCAAUUUGCCGUUGGCCAUGGAGGAACAGAUGGGAAGCAAGAAGCAAUUAUGUGGUUGAGGGGGAGUUCAGGGGGAUCUGAAGAAAGUCUGCGGGAGUUCCCUGGUCCCCUGCCCCCACCAGGUUCCCUCCAAACCAGCAUCAUCCCCAGGCCCUGGUGGGCUGAGGCCCCUUGGCUGGGGGAGGACCAGCCUGCUCUGUGGAGCAUCCUGCUGUUGCCGCCCAGAUACGGCACUCCCUUCUCCCAUAGCACUCCCACCCCGGGAGCCUGGCAGGAGGUCUGGCCUCAGGACCAGAGGAUCCCACUGUCCCUGAACCCCCAUGAAGGUCUCUGGAGCCAAAACCAGUUAGCCUCCCCCAGCCCCACCCCAGGUUCUCUCCCCCAGGGCCCUUCUCAGCUCAGCCCUGGGGAGAUGGAAGAGUCUUGUCAGAGGCACACAGGUGCACUUGCAACCUGUGUGGGUUAUGUGGGCACAGCAGACCGCUCAACCUGCCAACAUCCUCCCCCACCCGCUCCUGCUCGGUCUCGGCCUUACUCUUGCUCUGUCUGUGGAAAGAGGUUUUCACUCAAGCAUCAGAUGGAGACGCACUACCGAGUCCACACAGGAGAGAAGCCCUUCUCCUGUAGCCUCUGUCCCCAGCGCUCCCGGGACUUCUCUGCCAUGGCCAAGCAUCUGCGGACGCACGGGGCCGCACCCUACCGCUGCUCUCUGUGCCAGGCCGGCUGCCCCAGCCUGGCCUCCAUGCAGGCACACAUGCGAGGCCACUCGCCCAGCCAGCUCCCGCCAGGAUGGACCAUUCGUUCCACCUUCCUCUACUCCUCCUCCCCUGAGCCUUCUCGGGCCUCGACCUCUCCCUAUAGGCCCCCUUCCUCCACCACCUGAUGGGGUGUCGGUAGCUUCUUUGGCUUCAGCCAGGAGUAAAAUUAAAGAAUGAAAGAAGACGGGCCGACGAGUUGGCUAGGCUUCUGAUCCCGCAGCACGGCUACAGCAGCCUAGCAAAUUCAAGCUCCAAGAAGCGCCGCAGGUAGGGUGCCGAGAACGCUCUCCCAGAUGACCGCGGUCAGCAGAAGCCUGGGCCAGUUCCCGUGUGGGGAGGGCAGUGACUUUUCCACGACAGAAAGUUAACUACGCGGGGACUGGCGAUUUCAUCACCAAAAUAAAGUUUCCUGUGCCCUCCUCUAAGGAAAGAAAGCCUAGUCCAGAUUUCAGUCUGCGCGGGCUGGGGGUAGCAGGGGUGCGGACAGCCUUGCCCCUUGUCCUGUAGCGGCCCCUAGUGGCCAUUCUUCUGCUGUUCAGCGCGGCAGCCACAUGCGUCUCCCGCGGCUCUCCGGCCUCCCCCGGAGGGUGUGAGGGCUCGGUAUCCACGCUGACUUAGUGGUGUCCAGCCUUGGUUGUGGUGGGAGGCUGUGAGAACCCAAGCCACUCGCCCCUCAUCACAGCAAGUAAAGGGGCACGGGGUCUGAGUCCCGGCCCCGUGGCCCAGGGCUCAAGAGGAACGCGAGCCCUGCCCCUCUUUCGGCCACCCGUCUCUUCUCCUUGAGCACAAGAGCCGAAAGGCUGCAGCCUCCUGGGCACCUUCCCUCCACGCUGUGCGGAAGAGCUACCAGGUCGUGCCUCGAACUAAGUCUAA
Messenger RNA from Manis javanica (Malayan pangolin), 6688 nucleotides. It is a transcript of the gene ZBTB32, whose product is annotated as zinc finger and BTB domain containing 32. Lineage: Eukaryota; Metazoa; Chordata; Mammalia; Pholidota; Manidae. The record is from RefSeq and is a predicted model, not a curated record. Gene Ontology annotation, molecular function: protein binding; RNA polymerase II cis-regulatory region sequence-specific DNA binding; DNA-binding transcription factor activity, RNA polymerase II-specific. Gene Ontology annotation, biological process: regulation of transcription by RNA polymerase II. Gene Ontology annotation, cellular component: nucleus.